CCAAAAAGAGGGGACAAAAAGUUCUGAUAAUUCUCAAUCUCCCACUAAAAAACCUUUAAAUCAGUUAAGCGACCAAGAAUUAGAAAAAUGUUUGUUGGAGGAUUUUAGCCGAAGGUUAGAGUUAGAAAAAUAUUUUGUAUUUAGUUUAGGAGAAUUAAAGACAAUGAAAGAGAACGAUACCGGAGCCACUAAUUCCCGCUUUGUUUCUCCUCUUUUGUCUACUCAUCUGACAGAAUUAACUGUUUCUUUGGAAGAAAAAACGACCAGAAAAUUAGAUCUAACUCACGGAAGAUUAACAAAAAAGUUUAUCCGAUUUUUAAAAACCAUUCAACAAAUAGACCCAGAAUGA
Ambispora leptoticha is the source of this 349-nucleotide messenger RNA. Lineage: Eukaryota; Fungi; Glomeromycota; Glomeromycetes; Archaeosporales; Ambisporaceae. The record is from the annotation of a GenBank genome assembly.